This is a messenger RNA of Humulus lupulus (European hop), 1764 nucleotides long. RefSeq names its product endoglucanase 3-like. NCBI's taxonomy places the organism in Eukaryota, Viridiplantae, Streptophyta, Magnoliopsida, Rosales, Cannabaceae. The record is from RefSeq and is a predicted model, not a curated record. Gene Ontology annotation, biological process: carbohydrate metabolic process. The coding region runs from base 73 to 1566 and encodes 497 amino acids. The transcript has 6 exons. Gene Ontology annotation, molecular function: hydrolase activity, hydrolyzing O-glycosyl compounds.
ACUCAUAAACUCAUUGAUACAAAAGCACAGUGCGAGCAUUGGUACUUACGUUGCCUUGUAAGAAAGUACCAAAUGCAAAUGGGCAAGGCAACAUUAGUAGCAUGGCUCUCAAUAUUGGUUCUGGUGGGGAUUAGUAGUAGUAGUAGUAAUACAAGUGUGAAAGCUGAGCCCAUAAAUUACAAAGAUGCUUUGGCAAAAUCUAUACUGUUUUUCCAGGGACAGAGGUCAGGAAGCCUCCCUGCUGCUGCCCAACAAAUCCGUUGGAGGACUAGCUCUGGCCUUUACGAUGGUCGCCUUGCCCAUGUGGAUUUGAGUGGAGGAUACUAUGAUGCCGGAGACAACGUAAAAUUUAAUUUCCCGAUGGCGUUCACGACAACAAUACUGUCAUGGAACACACUGGAAUACGGGAAGCGAAUGGGCCCCCAAUUAGAAAAUGCACGGGCCGCAAUUCGUUGGGCCACCGACUAUCUCCUGAAGUGUGCACGAGCGACGCCUGGUAGGCUUUACGUUGGGGUUGGAGACCCAAAUGCGGACCACAAGUGCUGGGAGAGGCCCGAAGACAUGAACACUGCCCGAUCCGUUUAUUCAGUCUCGCCCUCCAAUCCUGGCUCUGACGUGGCUGGAGAGACUGCGGCGGCGUUGGCCGCGGCUUCCAUGGUUUUCCGGAGAGUUGACCCUCAUUACUCAAAGCUUCUACUUAGCACCGCUAAGAAAGUUAUGCAAUUUGCAAUACAAUAUCGAGGCUCUUAUAGCGAUUCUCUUGGUUCUGCUGUUUGUCCAUUCUAUUGCUCAUAUUCCGGAUACAAGGAUGAGCUGCUGUGGGGAGCUGCGUGGCUAUUGAGAGCAACGAAUGAUUUUACUUACUUCAACUUCAUCAAGUCUUUGGGAGCUAGUGAUUCACCUGAUAUCUUUAGUUGGGACAACAAAUAUGCGGGUGCUUAUGUCCUUUUAUCAAGGAGGGCUUUGUUGAACAGAGAUAACAACUUUAUGCCGUUCAAACAACAAGCUGAACAAUUCAUAUGUCGAAUUUUGCCAAACUCUCCCACUUCUAGUACACAAUAUACACAAGGAGGCCUCAUGUACAAGCUACCUGCAAGUAACCUCCAAUAUGUUACUGCCAUAACAUCAUUAAUAUCUACCUAUUCCAAGUACAUAGCAGUAACUAAGCAAACUGUCAACUGUGGAAACCUUGUUGUCAGUUCAAGAACCUUGAGGAACUUUGCAAAGAGACAGGUGGACUACAUACUAGGGGUGAAUCCUUUGAAGAUGUCGUACAUGGUGGGAUAUGGUCCAUACUAUCCAAAAAGAAUUCACCACAGGGGAUCCUCAUUGCCCUCAUUGGCAAGACAUCCGCAGUCCUUUGGUUGCGAAGGUGGUUUUCAAACAUUCUUCUACUCAGCGAACCCAAACCCUAACAUUUUAACCGGAGCCGUUGUGGGAGGUCCUAACCAGAAUGAUGGCUACCCAGAUGACCGUUCUGACUACAGCCACUCAGAGCCAGCUACUUAUAUUAACGCUGCCAUAGUUGGGCCUUUAGCAUACUUUGCAGGAAGCUCCAAAUUCUAAUUAGUUGUAGAUCGAAUCUGAUUUAGGAGUACUUUACUAAUUGUAAAAAAGAUACUACAUCGUGCUCUGUUCUCCCUUAAUGGGGUUGUGCACCACAAAGAAAUCAUUUGGUGGUGUAUUUGCGCAAUUUCAAUGUAUUCACAUGGUGGUAGAAAAAGUUGGUAAUCUAAGAAUUAAUCAUGUUUGGUUUGGUGACGA